UGGACACGUCGCUCAGGACAUCCUCCCUUACGUUUGUAUAUACGAAGAUUGCAAUGUCCCCGAGAAAAUGUAUUUAACAUCGUCUGACCUGCUGCAACACAUACAGAGUGACCAUUGCUUGAUCAAAUGGGCUUGUGACUACUGUGACGGGAAGGUCAAAGAACAGAGCUUUGUGUUUGAAAGCCGAGAAAGCUGGGAGACCCAUAUGCUACAAGCUCAUCCCCAGAUAGCAUCGGCUCAGUUGCCGUCUCUCGAGAGGGUUAGUCGACGAAGCAUGGCGGGGCCGAUCUCCUGUCCUUUAUGUGCAUUCGAGGGUGACGGCUCAGGAGCAACACUCGACAACCAUAUUGCUCAGCAUCUUCAUGAGUUUGCCUUACGGUGCUUGCCGUGGGGCACCAGCGGAAAUGACAGGGAUUCGGUAAACACGAAGUCUGCCGGUGGCCCACUUUCAGACGGCCUCUCUAACACCAACGAAGAGAGCGUAUUUGUGGAUGAAAAAUUCUGUGAGACUGAGAACCCGGGAGAUAUUUCAUGGAGGCUAGAGAAUCUGUUUCGCUUCUUUGAGUCCCCUCAAUACGAAAAAUUCCUGAGCCACCGACGCCAUAUACCAGAUGGACGCGACCUCAGUGAGCAACUAAGCUCUGUGACAGAAAAGUACAAGGAACGUUACUACGCUGGCACCAUGUCUCCGUCCACGGCUGAGGCUGUGUCGUCUAAGCUGAGGAAGCUUCUGUUAAUGAUGCGAGAGGGAUUGGGGAUCUAUGAUUACAGCAGGCCGUCCGACACGGAGAGCUCGCUGUAUGGACAAUUGGAGCCAGCUCUAAUCUUCCGGAGGACCGUCAUUCAUGAGCUGGAGUUCCUAGAAGCCAAACUAAUGGAUGAUAGCGGGGAGCCCGAUCCCCUGAUCAGUAAGUCCCACCGCCCAUUGUUCAAGCCCUACAGAAAUUUAACACUUAUUGGCAUCCAAAGCGAACGUACCGGCAACAGAUGAGGAUCAAAUCAUUCCUCUUGAUUCUUCUGUUGCUGAUGAUCGAGACACUUCGUCUGUCGGAGACUUCGGCUUGCCAUCUAGCGAUAUUCCAGGAUACACGAACACGAGCCCACUCCAUAUCGCGGCUUGGAGAGGGUCCU
Messenger RNA from Aspergillus japonicus CBS 114.51, 1131 nucleotides. RefSeq lists its product as uncharacterized. The record is from RefSeq and is a predicted model, not a curated record. NCBI's taxonomy places the organism in Eukaryota, Fungi, Ascomycota, Eurotiomycetes, Eurotiales, Aspergillaceae. Bases 68 to 991 code for a protein of 307 amino acids. The transcript has a single exon.